Linepithema humile (Argentine ant) is the source of this 1490-nucleotide messenger RNA. NCBI's taxonomy places the organism in Eukaryota, Metazoa, Arthropoda, Insecta, Hymenoptera, Formicidae. The record is from RefSeq and is a predicted model, not a curated record.
AAAUUCACUGCCAGUACUGAAAAUCUACAGUUUACGUCACGUAUAUUGUAGAUUUUCAGUACUGGCAGUGAAUUUCGGAACGCAGCCAUAGUCUGAUGCAGGCUUUACGAAGAAUUGAUCCAAAUGUUGAUAGAUGGGUGUGUGUGCAUACCUGUAAGCGCUAAAAAACAAUAUGGCUGCUUACAGUGAAAGCUGUUUGGAACGCUUAUACGUUAAUUGACAGGUUAAAUCUUCAGAAUAAACACAAUUUUUUCAAUCUUCUAAUUUGUUUAAACUUCUAAAGUUGUAAGAAAAUUAUUAUGGGUGAUACACAAAAAAAAGAAGAUUUGCAGGAUGAAGCGCAAGUGGCAAAAAGUGCUGUUCUGGCUUCGAGCAGCUCUUUGCCAGCUGGUGCAGCUAUAGUAAAAGGUUAUGAUUUUAACAAAGGACUGAACUAUCAUGAAUUAUUUAAGACUAUGAUGCAUUGUGGAUUCCAAGCUACAAAUUUUGCACUAGCGAUCGAAGAAGUAAACCGAAUGUUGUAUCAAAGGAACAUACCACUCGUAGAAGAUCAAAUGGAUACGAUAGAAGAAGAUGAAUUCAUAAAAAGAAAAUCCCAUUGUACGAUAUUUCUGGGUUACACAUCGAACAUGGUGUCUAGUGGUAUUAGGGAAACCAUAAGAUUUCUUGUACAGCAUAAACUGGUAGAUUGUCUCGUGACCACAGCCGGUGGAGUAGAAGAAGAUUUCAUAAAAUGUUUGGCACCCACAUAUAUUGGCAGUUUCUACUUGGAUGAUAGACAGCUUAGAGAUAAAGCACUCAACAGAACUGGAAAUUUAUUAGUGCCGAAUAAUAAUUAUUGUUUGUUUGAAGAUUGGCUGAUGCCAAAAUUAGAUGCAAUGCUGGCUGAACAAAAGGAGAAGGGUGCUUUAUGGACGCCGUCUAAAAUGAUAACAAGACUCGGUGAGGAAAUCAAUCACGAAGAUUCAAUUUAUUACUGGGCCGCAAAGAAUAAAAUACCAGUAUUUUGCCCAGCGUUAACGGAUGGUAGCCUUGGUGAUAUGAUGUUCUUUCACUCGUUCAAAAAUCCUGGACUCGUACUUGAUAUAAACGCGGAUCUUAAGAGAUUAAACAGAAUAGCUAUGAAAGCGGUGAAAAGCGGUAUGGUAAUCGUCGGAGGUGGUGUAAUAAAACAUCACAUCUGCAAUGCUAAUCUCAUGAGGAACGGUGCCGAUUAUGCCGUCUUCAUCAACACUUCUUCGGAGUUUGAUGGCAGUGACAGUGGCGCUCGUCCCGAGGAAGCAAUUUCUUGGGGAAAAAUACGGAAAGACGCCACACCUGUUAAGGUAUGUGCUGACGCGACUUUACUAUUUCCAUUGUUGGUAGGAGAAACUUUUGUAAGAUAUUAUCAUUCGAGGAUAAAUAACACACGUAAAUAUAGCACUGCGCGUGAGGCAGAUGUAUAAAAAAAUAUUCAGAAGAAUGUAAUGAUUAUAUUGAUGUAUAUAAUU